This is a messenger RNA of Phlebotomus papatasi, 1936 nucleotides long. Its product is annotated as RNA exonuclease 5-like. Gene Ontology annotation, molecular function: nucleic acid binding; exonuclease activity. The coding region runs from base 74 to 1852 and encodes 592 amino acids. The transcript is spliced from 2 exons. The record is from RefSeq and is a predicted model, not a curated record. Gene Ontology annotation, cellular component: nucleus. NCBI's taxonomy places the organism in Eukaryota, Metazoa, Arthropoda, Insecta, Diptera, Psychodidae.
GUUUUUCGAUGUUUCAUACUUCAGUUGACAGUUGUUUGUUUACAUCCAGCACGUGCUCGCUAAUUUUGAAAAUAUGACUCCUGGACCUCCUGCAUCUUCUUUCCGAGAAAAAUCAUCUGCUGUUUCGAAGAAAAAUCUUAUAAAUUCUGAUGGUGAAACAAACCACUCCCCGUCCAAGAAAGUAAAAUUGAAUGAAAAGUCCAUAGCACUGCGGAGGGCCAAAGAAUUGCGCAAGAGAGAAAAGAAAAAGGCACCAAAGGUGAAAUUGAAUAAAAUUGGUGAGGAAUCAGUACUCACAGUAUGUGCUAAGGAGAGAAAAUCAAUAAUUUAUGAAGAUCUUCGGCAUUUGCUGUCGAGCUCUCUCCUGGGCAAGUUGUCCCCGGAUCCGAAUCCUCGCUGGUGUAACUUGGAAAAAAUGGAGAAAAUCUCCCAGACAGUGGUAUUGAUUGUGGAAGGUUUGACACUAGGACAUUUUAGCAAACAUCGACAAUCCUUUCCUUUGUGCAAAGAGAUUUUUCUCUCAAGGAUUGACACACUAAUGCCAAAUUGUGGCCAUGGCCAGGUAUUUCAGGAGCUUGUAGAAAUCCCAAUUAGUGAUGGGAAGAAAAAGGAACUAUUAGAACAGCAUGGAAGCCUGGGAAAAGCCCUAGAAGUGGAGAGUUUCUUGAUUGAAGAAGAGAGGGCAGAAAUUUAUAACAGCCGGGAAGUUAAGGAUAACUUUUCUCGAGUAAAAUUGCUUCUGUCACCAUUGCAGAUGAUCGAUUCUAAAUUCCCACUUCCCUUCAAAGGAGCCGCCUACACUAAGAAUUAUGUCUUCACGAAGGAUACUUAUGCUCCUGUUACAUCAAAAAGUCCCAUGUUUGCUUUGGAUUGCGAAAUGGUGAUGACAUCCUCCGGGGUCACAGAAGUCUUCCGGCUGUCCAUCGUCAAUGAGGACUGUGAGAGUGUGUAUGAGACCUUUAUUCGUCCACAGCGUUCGGGAAUUGACUACGAAACGGGUUUUUCGGGAGCUACGGCGGAUCUAAUCAAGUUUGCCUCGAAAAGUCUCAAGGAAGUUCAGAAUGACGUUCGUAAGCUCCUUUCACCGGACGCAAUCCUCGUGGGACAUAGUUUGGAUGUCGAUUUAGAAGGUCUAAGCAUGAUACAUCCCUAUGUCAUUGACACAAGCAUCAUUUACAAUGUUAGGGGAGAUAAUAAACGAACCAGGUUGCAGGAAUUGGCUAAAAUGCAUCUAGGAGAAACAAUCCAGUCCAAUUCCCUGGGACACGACUCCAUCGAGGACAGUAUCACUUCCAUGAAGUUGGUAAAGUUAAAGCUAUCAAAAGGCUUGCAAUAUGGAGAUGUCCUUCUGGGAAAACUACAAGAUACAGGAUUUGACAUAAAUUCCUUAGGAGGCUUGAUUCCAGUCACUGAUGACAAAAUCAUCUCAGAAAAUCUUUUUGGGCAUCUCCUGGCCAAGAAAUCCAAUGCAAAAGUCAGCAUUGUCGCUUCUGAAAACACUGCGCUGAACUACGAGAAGUUCAUUCCCAAGCAAUGGAGAGGAAACGAAAGAAUCUCCAUUAGCAUAAGGAAGAACAAUAAAGCAGCAAUUGUGAAAUCCUGCAAAUCUCUCCCGGAUGCUACUUUUAGCAUCACUCACCUUGCCCUGGAUGACAAUCACUUGGCAGCGGAUCAAGUAGAACCGACUCUGGAUAAAGUUGAUCAAUGGAUUGAUCAAAUCUACAAUUCUGUGGCCGUUAAUGGACUCUGCCUUGUGAUUUUUAGUGGAUCCAGGGAGUCUCGCAGUGGUCUCUCUUUCGUAGAAUUUCGCAAAGUGGAAUCCAUCAACAGAGAACAGUUUUUAUCAGAGUAAGGUAAGAAUUUAAUACCAUUUAAUAAAAAUAUUUGUUAUCAGAAAGUUUUUUUUGUUUUUAAAUAAAUUUAUCUCCAAAAUAUU